This is a messenger RNA of Calliphora vicina (urban bluebottle blowfly), 1683 nucleotides long. RefSeq lists its product as uncharacterized. The transcript has 4 exons. Bases 1 to 1683 code for a protein of 560 amino acids. Lineage: Eukaryota; Metazoa; Arthropoda; Insecta; Diptera; Calliphoridae. The record is from RefSeq and is a predicted model, not a curated record.
AUGAAUGGUUUAAUGGUGCCAAAAUUUGAUUAUUUGUUAAAUAAGUGGAGUGUGUUUCAAUUUCAAUUGGAACAGUUUUUCGUUGCAAAUGAUGUGGCAGACGAUGGAAAGAAAAAAGCUAUUUUGCUGACCUCCCUCACCGAAGGCUCUUAUAUUUUGUUGGAAAAUUUGUUAAGUCCAACGAAACUGGAUUCGGCGACAGCUACAUUUUCAUUGUGUAUUUCGGCGAUGAAAACGCAUUUUAAAGCACCAUCAUGUGGAUUUGCGGAACGUUUUAAAUUUUAUUCCGCAACUAAGUCACCGUGUGAAACUACAAAUGAAUGGGCAGUUCGGGUGCGCACGUUAGCCGCACAAUGUGAAUUUGGAAAUAUAUUAUCCACAGUCGUCCGAGAUAAAUUUAUAAUGGGACUAGAAAGAGGCCCGGCUCGAGACAAAAUUUUUUUAGAAUCCCUAUCGCUCACAUUUGAAAAUGCUCUCGAAAUUGCAAACAAUGCUGAGUACAUAAAAAACCAGUAUGAAGUUGAGGUUAAGUCCGAAAACGAUGUUAACUAUAUGCGCAGAAAUAACGGUAGAGGUGCAUGGCAGAACGAUCAACCAAAGCAAUCGCUACAAUAUUCACGAAAUCAACCGAUGAGAAUACAACAGCGUGAACAUCAACGAGAUGUACAAGAACAGCAAGUAAGACAAGGACAGCUAUGUGCGCGAGGGCACUUGAAGAAGAUGUGUAAGGCAAAAAAUAUGAAUUUUAUGGAAGAUGAUGUAGCAGUGACAGAAGACAGCUUAAACCUUUUUUCAAUGUUGAGUGAAGCAGAUGGUCCUAUUAAGGUAAACGUUAGUAUAAACAUGAACAUAUUGAACAAAUUUAGUAAACUUUUCGAUGGUGGUCUAGGAUUAUUUAAAAACAGUCAGGCCAGUCUAAAAUUGAAAGAAGGGACAACGCCAAGAUUUUUUAGACCACGUCCGGUGCCACUAACAAUUAGAGAAAAAGUGGAAACGGAAAUUGAUAAACUACUGUCUAUGGGAGUACUUGAACCGGUGGAUUACAGUGAUUGGGGUACACCGAUUGUGCCAAUUUUAAAAAGGGAUGGUGGUAUUCGCAUUUGCGGCGAUUUUAAAGUUACCCUGAAUAAAUGUAUACAUGUUGAAAAAUAUCCUUUGCCUAGAAUAGAGGAAAUCUUUUCAAAACUUCAUGGGGGAGAAGAGUUUACAAAACUUGAUCUUAGUAUGGCUUAUCAACAAAUAGAACUAGAUCAAGAUUCUCGCAAAUAUACAACUAUUUCUACAUCGAAAGGACUUUUCCAAUAUACCAGGUUAAUAUACGGUUUGGCUUCGGCGCCAGCAAUUUUUCAAAAAAUAAUGGAUUCUUUGUUAGCUGGAUUGGAUGGAGUGGUCGUGUUUAUUGACGAUAUACUUAUUAGUGCUCCAAAUAGGGAAUUGCACGUCGAGCGAGUAGAAAGAGUACUUCGGCUGUUGUCAGAAGUUGGUUUCAAAUUGUCUGCUGAAAAGUGCGAAUUUUUUUGCAAAAAAAUUAAGUAUCUAGGUCAUAUCAUAGAUAAGGAUGGUUUGCAUGUAGAUCCAGAAAAAGUAAAGAGUUUAGAGAAUUUGCUAACGACAAUGGAAUUGAGCUUAUCACGACACCUGUGGGAAACCCUGCAACUAAUGGGCAAGCAGAAAACGCAGUAA